AUGACAAUGUUGAAGCUUUUUGGAAUCAUCAUCUUCUGUGGGCUCCUCUGGCCCUCCCAGGGAGUCCUGUCCGGCCUGUCCUGCGCCGUCAGUCCCGCAGCAGUGCAGAAUGUUCUCUUGAAUGCCAUAGUUCGGAGUGGGCUUCUCCACCAGCAAGUGCAGAGCCUCGUGCUGCCAAACAUCAUGAGUGAAGGGGGUCUGCUGAACUCCCCCACCAUCAUCACUGGCCUGCAUCUCGUCAAGAUUCGGGUCCCUGACCUGUCAGUGACCCUGUCAGGAAUCGGGGUCCAGAUCAACAUCGCCGCCAAGCUGGAGCUCAGUGGCAACUGCUUGGUUGGCCUUCUUUCAGAACUAAUUAAUAUCUUGGUGGAUGUGAGAAUUGCUGCAAACAUUAAAUGCACAAAUUUUGAGUCGGGCACGGUGCAGGUCGUCGUUGAAGACUGCCUCUGUGUUAUUGGUGGCAUGAAGAUCAAAGUCCUCUCUGGCUUGCUGUCCCUAUCAGUAAAUGCAGCAGUGCUUAGCCAUCUGAAAGGAACUCUGCCUGGUUUGCUGUGCCCGGUGCUCGACAUCGUGCUCAACAUUGUGAACAUCCAGCUCCUGAGCACGCUCAAUGUGGUGAUCCCCGUGGGGACAGUGGGGACCAUUCACUACCAGCUGGCCAGCCUGCCCUUCACCGCCGGCUCCUUCCUGGGCUUGGACCUGGACGGUGUGGUGAAGCAGGUGGGAGGUGGCAUCAUCCCCCAUGACUCGUCCCCCUCUGCUCUGCCACCACUGCUGGACAAGCUCAUGGUGCUGGGAGUGGGUGAGAGCUUCCUGACCGCAGGCGUGUCCCUCCUGCUCCAGGUCCCGGCGCGGACCUUCGCCUGCACGCCGGCCGUCUGCUCUGCCUGCGGUGGGACCAGUCCUCUGAGCCUUAAGCUGACGUUGUCUGGGAGCCCACUCAUCCUCCUGGAAGAAAACAAAGCCACUGUCAAGCUUUCGGUCCUGAUCCACGUGUUCAUCAAGCGUGCGGACGGGUCCAUCCUCAGCAUCCUGCUCCUGAGGGCUGACCUCAGUCUGAACGCCCGCCUGUCGCUGUCUGGAGUCCGGCUGGUGCUGGGCUUGUCCCUGGGCAGAAUCUCCCUCUUCUUGGAGUCGUCUGACGUUGGCAUCACUGACGUCUCAACCUUGAAGCCACACUGCAGCAGUCUGCUGGGGGAAAUGUUCCUGCCCCUUGCCAACGCCGCUCUGCGCCCCGGGAUCCCACUGCCGAAGGUGCUGGACAUCCCCCUGGUGAAGGUGGAGAUUCGGCUACAGCUGGGCCAGGUCUUGAUUUUCGUCUCAGGCGAGGAUGGAGCAUCGAGAUCUGCGUUAUCUACUCCUCUCUCCUAG
Merops nubicus (carmine bee-eater) is the source of this 1371-nucleotide messenger RNA. RefSeq names its product BPI fold-containing family B member 4-like. Gene Ontology annotation, molecular function: lipid binding. Bases 1 to 1371 code for a protein of 456 amino acids. Lineage: Eukaryota; Metazoa; Chordata; Aves; Coraciiformes; Meropidae. The record is from RefSeq and is a predicted model, not a curated record. The transcript has 14 exons.